This is a messenger RNA of Zea mays, 621 nucleotides long. Its product is annotated as EEF1A lysine methyltransferase 1. The coding region runs from base 1 to 621 and encodes 206 amino acids. Gene Ontology annotation, biological process: methylation. The transcript is spliced from 6 exons. The record is from RefSeq and is a predicted model, not a curated record. Lineage: Eukaryota; Viridiplantae; Streptophyta; Magnoliopsida; Poales; Poaceae. Gene Ontology annotation, molecular function: nucleic acid binding; protein-lysine N-methyltransferase activity.
AUGCUGGAAAAGGAUGGCAGAAUUGUAAAGCAGCUCGUCCACUGUUCCCUGCUCGUGAAGAUCGCCUUUCUCUUCAAUCGCAACGCCGAUAAUUCAGUUUCAUGUUCAUAUUUUCAUAACUGUAUAUGUUCAUCUUAUCAUACAGUUUGGGUCCUUGAACUUUGGAACACUGAAUCCCUACUACUCUCCCCCCAUAAAGGCUCCGCCGCCGGUGCCGUGGCCUGCAUCGCAUGCCCGACGCUCUACGCCUACCUGAAGAAGACGGACCCCGGAGUGCCCGCGCAGCUGCUGGAGUACGACGAGCGGUUCGGGCAGUACGGCUGCGACUUCACCUUCUACGACUACAACCGACCGGAGGAGCUGCCGGCGGCGAUGAAGCACGCCUACCGAGUCAUCGUUGCCGACCCUCCCUAUCUGAGUAAGGAGUGCUUGGAAAAGUUUGCCAAAGCAGUAUCUUUCCUCGCACGACCUGAAGGUUCAUUCCUGCUGCUACUCACAGUAUUUUUUAAUUUCAUUAUCUCGUUCGGCGGCGGCAUCCCGGACGGGCACAGCCUGCACACCGGCGGGCAGGUCGUGAAGGCACCCACCAUCGAGCAGAACCUGUCGUGCAACCUUGAGUAG